AGACGGAUCUGCAGCGGGGCAUGCUGGGAUCUCUACCCUCUCUGGCCAGUGAGGAAGGUCUGUUGUGACUGCGGAGGGCUCUUGGAGGCCGGGGCUCUCUUUUUUGGGUUGCGGCGCGGCAGUCUCGGGAGUGUGCCAGUGUUUUGACUGUCCUACAUUGAAUGAGAUCAGGCACAGAUCCACUUGGGAUAUGUCAGCUCAGAAGGUUUGAGAUCAGGCAUAGAUCCACUGGGAUAUGUCAGCUCAGAGGGCCCAUGCUCUGCCAUGCUUUCCUGUGACAUAUGUGGUGAAACUGUAAACUCAGAACCAGAUAUGAAAGCCCACCUAAUUGUUCACAUGGAAAAUGAAAUUAUCUGUCCAUUUUGCAAGUUGUCAGGUAUAAAUUACAACGAAAUAUGUUUUCAUAUCGAAACUGCUCAUUUUGAACAAAAUGCACCAGAAAAAAACUUUGAGAAGCUAGCUGCAGUGCAAUAUGGAAAUUCAGACCGAAAGAACACCAACCUGCAGAGUACAGCGGAAGUUACUUCAGGCAUUCAUUCAGCUUGUGCAUCUAACUUUCCAAAAGAGUCAUCUGAAAGCCUUCCUAAAGAUAGAACUGUAAAACAUGAAGCUUUUUAUACAGAGAACAUAACUGAAUCUAGAAAGUACCAAAAAAGCAGAGAAAAGAAGUCUGGAUUGUCUGAGGCCCAAGGAUCAAUUUAUGAAACAACAUACAGUCCUCCCGAAUGUCCAUUUUGUGGAAAAAUUGAGGGGUGUAGUCAAGAUAUGGAAAUUCAUGUGAAAACAAAGCAUGCCAGUCUUUUAGAAAGUCCAUUAAAAGACUGUCAUCAACCACUCUAUGACUGUCCCAUGUGUGGGCUUGUCUGUACAAAUUACCAUAUUCUCCAAGAACAUGUGGACUUGCAUUUAGAAGAAAGCAGCUUUCAACAAGGCAUGGACAGAGUCCAGUGUUCUAGUGACAGAGAAUUAGCUCACCGGCUUCAGCAAGAAGAAGACAGAAAGAGGAAAUCUGAAGAAUCAAGACAAGAAAGGGAAGAGUUUCAGAAGUUGCAGCGGCAAUAUGGUUUAGAUAAUUCUGGAGGAUACAAACAACAGCAGCUACGACAUAUGGAGCUAGAAGUAAAUAGGGGAAGAAUGCAUCCAUCUGAAUUUCAUAGCAGAAAAGCUGACAUGUUGGAAUCAAUAGCUAUUGGUAUUGAUGAUGGAAAAACAAAAACUUCUGGAAUUAUUGAAGCCCUCCAUAGGUAUUAUCAGAACACUGCCACAGAUGUAAGGUGUGUGUGGCUUUCUACAGUGGUGGAUCACUUUCACUCAUCUUUUGGGGACAAAGGUUGGGGUUGCGGUUAUAGAAACUUCCAGAUGCUACUUUCAUCAUUAUUGCAAAGUGAUGUAUAUGGUGACUGCUUGAAAGGUAUGGCAGUUCCUUGUAUUCCAAAAAUUCAGUCCAUGAUUGAAGAUGCAUGGAAUGAAGGUUUUGAUCCUCAGGGAGCCUCUCAACUUAAUAACAAAUUACAGGGAACAAAGGCCUGGAUUGGAGCGUGUGAGAUUUAUACACUUCUGACCUCACUGAGAGUAAAGUGCCGCAUUAUUGAUUUUCACAAGUCAACUGGUCCUUUGGGUACACACCCUCGCUUAUUUGAAUGGAUAUUGAACUAUUAUUCUUCAGAGACGGAAGGAACUCCAAAGAUCGUGUGUACAUCUAAACCUCCUAUUUAUCUCCAGCAUCAGGGUCACAGUCGAAUAGUUGUUGGAAUUGAAGAGAGAAAAAACCGAACAUUAUGUUUGCUGGUAUUUGAUCCUGGAUGUCCUUCUCGAGAAAUGCAGAAACUGUUAAAGCAAGAUAUGGAGGCUGGUAGUCUUAGACAACUUCGGAAAUCUGUGGGAAAUCUAAAACAUAAGCAGUACCAGAUAGUAGCAGUAGAGGGUGUUCUUUCCCCAGAGGAAAAAGUUGUAAGUAUUGGGUGAAGUAGUUUAAAAUUUUUAGUUAAAAUUGGUGUUGUUUUUAUCUCCUCAUAACUCAUUCUAAUUCAUGAAAUGACAAAUAUAUUUAUCUUUAAUAUUGAAUUUCUAGAAUAGACAUUUUUAAAGUUAGAUGGCCUUUCAGUUGUUUAACUCAUCUUCAUAAAAAAUUUAAUUUUAUAAUUUAAAUUUAAUUUUUGAUAUUGAGUGAUAAAUAACAACAAUAUGGUUGACAGGCCGCAGAAGUGGCAGAGCAGCUGUGACAGGCCUUUACAGGCCUACAUCUGCAUCCAAGAGGUGGAGCUGAUCCUCAGUCCUCUGUGCACUUACCCUUCCAAAGGAGAGCUUGCCACUGGGGAGUGCUCUAACACCGGAAAACAGAUGAGAUCAUCAUUUUCUCUCCAGUGAGAGAAUAUCAGCUGCAGAAGAUUCCAUAGACAAUAUGGACACAACAAUAAAAGAAAAUGCAAAAUGCAAAAAGAUCCUAACUCAAAACAUUCAGGAAAUCUAGGACACAAUGAGAAGACCAAACCUAAGCAUAAUAGGUGAAUGAAGAUUUUCACCUUAAAGGACCAGUAAAUAUCUUCAACAAAAUUCUAGAAAAAAAUGUCCCUAACCUAAAGAAAGAGAUUCUCAUGAACAUAUAAGAAGCCUACAGAACUCCAAAUAGUUUGCACUGGAAGAGAAAUUCUUCCCAUCACAUAAUAAUCAAAAUACAAAAUGCACACAACAAAGAAUAUUAAAAGCGGUAAGGGAAAAAGGUCAAGUAAGAUAUGAAGGCAGACCUAUUAUAAUUAUACCAGACUUCUCACCGGAGACUAUAAAAGCCAGAAGAUCCUGGACAGAUGUCAUAUAUACCCUAAGAGAACACAAAUGCCAGCCCAGGCUACUAUACUCAGCAAAACUCUCAAUUACCAUAGAUGGAGAAACCAAAGUAUUCCAUGACAAAACCAAAUUUACACAGUAUCUUUACACGAAUCCAGCCCAUCAAAGGAUAAUAAAGGGAAACUACAGCACAAGGAGGGAAACUACAACCUAGAAAAAGCAAGAAAGUAAUCNUUCAACAAACCUAAAAGAAGAUAGCCAAAUGAACAUAAUCCCAAAUCUAACAACAAAAAAUAGCAGGAAACAACAAUUACUUUCCUUUAAUAUCACUCAAUAUCAAUGGACUCAAUUCACCAAUAAAAAAACAUAGACUAACAGACUGGCUAUGUAAACAGCACUCAACAUUUUGCUGCAUACAGGAAACCUACCUCAGGGACAAAGACAAAUGCUACCUCAUAGUAAAAGGUUGGAAAACAUUUUUCCAAGCACAUGGUCCAAAGAAAUAAGCUGGAGUAGAUAUAGAAUAAAAUUGACUUUCAACCUAAAGUUACCAAAAGAGACAGGGAAGGGCAUUUCAUACUCAUCAAAGGUAAAAUCUACCAAGAUGAACUCUCAGUUCUGAACAUAUAUGCUCCAAAUGCAAGGGCAUCCACAUUCAUUAAAGAAACUUUAGUAAAGCUCAAAACACACAUUGCACUGCUCACAAUAAUAGUGGGAGCCUUCAACUUCCCACUCUGACCAGUGGACAGAUCCUAGAAACACAAAUUCAACAAACAUACAAAGAAACUAACAGAAGUUAUGAAACAAAUAGAUUUAACAUAUCUAUAGAACAUUCUAUCCUAAAACAAGAGGAUAUACCUUCUUAGCACCUCAUGGUACAUUCUCCAAAAUUGACCAUAUAAUCAGCAGGCCUCAACAGGUAUAAAAAUGUUGAAAUAAUCCCAUGCAUCCUAUCAGAUCCCCAUGGACUAAGGCUGAUAUUUAAUAACAACAUAAAUAAUACAAAGCCCACAUACAUGUGGAAGCUAAACAACACUCUACUCAGUGAUAACUUGGUCAAGGAAUAAAGAAAGAAAUGAAAGACUUUAGAGUUUAAUGAAAAUGAAGCCACAACAUACCCAAACUUUUGGAACAUAAUGAAACCUGUGCUAAGAGGAAAACUCAUAGCGCUGAGUGCCUCCAAAAAGAAACUGGAGAGAGCAUAUACUAGCAGCUUGACAACACAUUUAAAAGCUCUAGAACAAAAGGAAACAAAUUCACCCAAGACGAGCAAAUAAUUAAACUCAUGGUUGAAAGCAAUCAAGUAGAAACAAAACUAUACAAAGAAUCAAACAAACGAGGAGGUGGUUCUUUGAGAAAAUAUAUAAACCCUUAGUGAGACUAACUAGAGGGCACAGGGACAGUGUCCUAAUUAACAAAAUC
Mus caroli (Ryukyu mouse) is the source of this 4206-nucleotide messenger RNA. NCBI's taxonomy places the organism in Eukaryota, Metazoa, Chordata, Mammalia, Rodentia, Muridae. The record is from RefSeq and is a predicted model, not a curated record.